UCUUCCCAGGAGCUGAGUUGGGGGGCGGGGGGAGUGAGACCAGUGCGGGUGUCGCUUCCCCCCCUUUUAUGGCUUCUUCCAGCUUGCGGGAAAGGUCCUUCGCUCUGAGUCCCACAGUGCUCUCGCCGAGAGGUUUCCACGGACCUGGUUCCUGGGUGGUUGCCGAGUGCCGGAGCCGCCUGCUGCAGGCAGGGUUCCGGGAGCUGAAGGAGGCUGAGCACUGGGACAUCCAGCCCGAGCACAAGUACUUCGUGACCCGGAACUACUCCACCCUCAUCGCCUUCGCCAUCGGGGGCCGGUACCAGCCUGGCAACGGCUUCAGUCUGAUCGGCGCCCACACGGACAGCCCCUGCCUCAGGGUGAAGCGUCGCUCCAAGAGAGGCCAGGUGGGCCUGGUGCAGGUGGGCGUGGAGACCUAUGGAGGUGGGAUUUGGAGCACCUGGUUCGACCGGGACCUGACUGUGGCUGGGCGAGUGAUCAUAAAGGAGCUGACUGUGGGGCGGCUGGAGCAGCGGCUGGUGUGGGUGGAGCGGCCUGUCCUGCGCAUCCCCCACCUGGCCAUCCACCUGCAGCGCAACGUUAACGAGAGCUUUGGGCCCAACACAGAACAGCAUCUGGUGCCCAUCCUGGCCACUACCAUCCAGGAGGAGCUGGAGAAGGGGGCGCCCAAGGCUGGGGCUCCUUGUGCUGCUGAUGCGCAGACAGAGCGGCACGCCCCCGCCCUGCUGUCCCUGCUCUGCUCCCAGCUGGGCGUGAAGCCGGAGCAGAUUGUGGAGCUGGAGCUGUGUCUGGCAGAUACGCAGCCAGCAACAUUAGGCGGCGCCUUUGACGAGUUCAUCUUCUCCCCCCGCCUGGACAAUCUGCACAGCUGCUACUGCGCCCUGCAGGCCCUGAUCAACUCCUGCGAGGCUCUCGACUCCCUCUCCCAGGAGCCCAACGUCCGCCUGAUCGCGCUGUACGACAACGAGGAGGUGGGGUCGGAGAGCGCGCAGGGCGCUGAGUCUCUGCUGACAGAGCUGGUGCUGCGCCGCAUCUCGGCCACGCCCCAGAACCUGACGGCCUUCGAGGAGGCCCUGGCCAAGUCCUACCUGAUCAGCGCUGACAUGGCCCACGCCGCACACCCCAACUACCUGGACAAGCAUGAGGAGAAUCACCGGCCAGCUUUCCACAAGGGCCCCGUGAUCAAGGUGAACAGUAACCAGCGCUAUGCCUCCACGGCCGUCACCGAGGCGGUGAUCCGGGAGAUCGCGGGCCGCGUCAACGUCCCCCUGCAGGAGUUCAUGGUGCGGAACGACGUGCCCUGCGGCACCACCAUUGGGCCCAUCCUGGCCUCCCGCCUGGGGCUGCGAGUCCUGGACAUCGGCUGCCCACAGCUGGCCAUGCACUCGAUCCGCGAGAUGUGCUGCACCUCCAGCGUGCUGCAGAGCAUCACCCUCUUCCAGGCCUUCUUCAGGCUCUUCCCAGAGGUGAGCCGCAGCCUGCUGGCGGACUGAGCAGCGGGGGGGCUGCCAGGCCCUUCCUGAGCCGCCCACGGGGCGAUUAAAGUGCAUUCACCAUUCA
Molecule: messenger RNA, 1560 nt
Organism: Chelonoidis abingdonii (Abingdon island giant tortoise)
Lineage: Eukaryota; Metazoa; Chordata; Testudines; Testudinidae
Gene: DNPEP
Product: aspartyl aminopeptidase
Biological process (GO): proteolysis
Molecular function (GO): aminopeptidase activity; zinc ion binding
Source: RefSeq, a predicted model, not a curated record